AUGGUGAAGGAGCUUCCGAUUCAUCAAAGAGCAGAUGCAGUGAGUAGCUUGGUAUACGAAGCGAACGCAAGGGUUCGUGACCCGGUGUAUGGAUGCGUGGGAGCCAUAUCAUACCUUCAGAACCAAGUCUCAGAGCUUCAAAUGCAGCUUGCUGUUGCGCAAGCAGAGAUACUCUGCAUCCAGAUGCAGCAUGAACCCUCUGUAGCCGCAGCAAUACCCAAUCCACAACAAAUAAUGGAGUUUCAAGAACAGAACAAUAAUAAUAAUGAACUCACUCACCAUCACCAUCACCACCAUCAGUACCUUAACUUUGCAGCUUCUUCUAGCAAUGUAAUCCAUGAUUCUCUCUCUAGAGAGACUUUGUUUGGACAUGACAUGGUUUCUUAA
This is a messenger RNA of Arachis ipaensis, 387 nucleotides long. Lineage: Eukaryota; Viridiplantae; Streptophyta; Magnoliopsida; Fabales; Fabaceae. The record is from RefSeq and is a predicted model, not a curated record.